AUGAAGCCUGCAAUAUCAAAACUAAUGAGCACGCCCGUACUAGCAUUGAAUGGCAUCUGUGAUGCUGUUGGUAAUACGCCCUUAAUAAAGCUACAUAAGCUAUCAAAAGAACUUGGCCGCAAUAUUUAUGGUAAGGCUGAGUUCCAGAACCCUGCUGGUUCGGUGAAGGAUAGAACGGCGUUGUAUCUUAUUAAUCAUGCUGAACAGUCUGGUGCUAUUGAUCCUUCAAAGCCAGUGACCAUUGUUGAAGGUUCAGCAGGUAACACUGCUAUUGGUAUUGCUCAUAUUGCUAGAUCGAAGGGAUAUAAUUCGGUUGCAUACAUGCCGGACACGCAGUCUGCUGACAAGGUGAAUAUUUUGAAGUUGCUAGGUACAGAGGUUCACACAGUUCCCGUAUGCCCUAUUACCGAUCCUCUUAACUUCAACAAUAGGGCAAGAGACCACGCCAAGAGGGUAGAAAAUGCGUAUUGGACCAACCAAUUUGACAACGAGGCCAACUGGAAGGUGCACUACGAUACUACAGGGCCAGAAAUUUAUAAGCAGCUUGCCUCUCAGAACUUUACGGUCGAUGCCUUUACCUGUUCUACAGGAACUGGUGGUACGUUCUCCGGUAUUGCAAGGUACUUGGAAGAAGCAACGGACGGGAAAUGUAAGUUGGUUGUAGCGGAUCCGCCUGGGUCUGUGAUUUACUCAUACGUGAAGACUGGAGAGCUCAAUCGUGAAGGAAGCUCCUUUACUGAGGGAGUUGGUCAAGGUAGGAUUACUAAAAAUAUGGAAGCAAGUGUAGAUAUCAUUGAUGAUGCAGUAUUUGUUCCUGACGAACUAUCCAUAGCCAUGGUUUAUAGGCUAAUCGAGGACGAAGGGCUCUUUCUUGGUGGUACCUCCGGUCUCAAUGUAGUUGCAGCAACUAUGGUUGCAAAGACAUUGCCUCCUGAUAGCAAUGUAGUCACCAUUCUGUGCGAUACCGGCAAUAAAUACGCACAGAGGAUAUUCUCUAAAAAGUGGCUAUUAGAAAAAAAUUUGUACGAUGCAAUUCCUGUAGAGUUGCGGAAGUAUAUUACGCUAGAAUAA
Molecule: messenger RNA, 1071 nt
Organism: Eremothecium sinecaudum
Lineage: Eukaryota; Fungi; Ascomycota; Saccharomycetes; Saccharomycetales; Saccharomycetaceae
Product: HBR394Wp
Exons: 1
Coding region: 1-1071 (356 amino acids)
Cellular component (GO): cytoplasm
Molecular function (GO): cysteine synthase activity
Source: RefSeq, a predicted model, not a curated record